Messenger RNA from Metarhizium album ARSEF 1941, 960 nucleotides. RefSeq names its product pre-rRNA processing protein. The transcript has 2 exons. Gene Ontology annotation, cellular component: 90S preribosome; nucleolus. Gene Ontology annotation, biological process: maturation of SSU-rRNA from tricistronic rRNA transcript (SSU-rRNA, 5.8S rRNA, LSU-rRNA). The coding region runs from base 1 to 960 and encodes 319 amino acids. NCBI's taxonomy places the organism in Eukaryota, Fungi, Ascomycota, Sordariomycetes, Hypocreales, Clavicipitaceae. The record is from RefSeq and is a predicted model, not a curated record.
AUGCCGCCGAAAAGAAAAGUGCCGUCACUCGGCCUCGAGCGUCGGGUGCGAGCAAGACGCGAAGACAGAUGGGAGCCGCAGCCAGAAUCGGAACAAGACCCUUCUGAUGACGACGGGCCGGCCACGGCGGGGAUCAGCCGUCGCCGCAGCAGCGACGAAGACGACGACGACGACGACGACGACGACGAACAAGACGACUCCCAAGGGAGUGAAGCAACGAACCAGUCCGACGACCAAGACGACGACACGCCCACGCCCAAAGUCGACCUGAAAUCCAUCUCGUUCGGCGCCCUCGCCCGGGCACAAGCCUCCCUCCCCACGCCGGCCCGGAAACCCAACACCCCCCAGCCGUCCUCCCAGCCCUCCCGAGAGCCCGGCAGCUUCCGCUCCAAAAGGGCCUCGACGACGGCGCCCCCCCGACGCUCCUCCAAACACGCACCCCUCGAACAGAGCUCCAAGCGGCCCGUCAGCCGCAUGCGCGGCGUCGUCCCCGACAACCGCCUCAAGGCCCGCGAUCCGCGCUUCGACCCGGCCGUCAGCCGCAUCGGCAAGCUCGACGAGGCCAAGGCCCGCCGGGCGUACGCGUUCCUCGACGCCUACCGCGACAGCGAGAUGGCCGACCUGCGGGCGCAGAUCAAGCAGACCAGGGACGACGGCGCAAGGGAGACGCUCAAGCGGCGCCUCGCGUCGAUGGAGUCCAAGAAGAAGGCCCGCGCCGCCAAGGACGAGCAGGACCGGCUGCUGGCCGAGCACAGGAGGAAGGAGAAGGAGCUGGUGGCGCAGGGCAAGGCGCCCUUCUACCUCAAGAGGAGCGAGCAGAAGAAGCAGCUGCUGCUGAGCAGGUACGACAAGAUGAGCGAGGGCCAGGUGGACAGGGCCAUUGAGAGGAAGCGCAAGAAGGUCAGUGGGAGGGAGAAGAAGGAGUUGGACGGGCUGCAUAGGCGGCAGAGGCAGAGGUGA